AUGUACUCGGUUAAAAGCUUGCCUCUCAGAUGCAGUUCCAACACAAGUGUGCGAUGAUCUUGCUUAUAGAAGCUCUCUGAGUGGCUCGUUUAUCGUUAUUUGUCCCUGACUUGCGUCUCGGCAGGGAUUAUUGCUUAUUUUUCUCGGCCGUUCCCGAUUCAUUCUACGACUUAUCCCCUGCUAUACACUACUGUGCGAACGUAUUUCCUCAUUCGGCUUGCAGACUCAUUUCACUAGCACUCGAAGGGAGGGUCAGUUUACUCUGGACCUGGGUCGGAUAAUGCCGCAGAUCAAUUGUAUACACAAUGUCCUACGGUCCAGGAAGAUAUCCCAUAUUGCCAAGCCAAAGGAAAGAAAAUAGUUCUCUCACUUGGAGGUGCCGCCAGAGAUUACCAACUCACAGGCAAAGACGCUGGCAUAGAAUUCGCGGACUUCCUUUUGGGUGCUUAUGGGCCACUCACUGAUGCAUGGAAAGCCUCGAAUGGCAUUCGGCCACUUGAUAGAGGGUAAGUCUCGCACCAACCUGUCCCCAUAUCUACAAUUAACCAUUACAUAGGUAUUCCAACACUACCUCAGACACAAUCGACAUUGAUGGAUUCGAUUUUGAUAUCGAGCAUACUUCAACAGAUCAGCAGCAUGGUUACGUUUCAUGUAUCCAUAGGCUCCGCGCGCUUUUCGCUACUAACAGCAAGAAGUAUCUUAUCACUGGCGCACCACAAUGCUAUCUGCCCGAAGUCAACAUGGGAGGCAUGAUUGCUCAGGCCCAGUUUGAUAUUCUCUGGAUCCAAUUCUACAACAACCCUUCGUGCUCCGUCAGAAACUUUGCCGAAAACAACAUUGACAUUAAUUACAACACAUGGAAAUCUCAACUGGCUGGUGGUGCAAGCAGUGGAGCUCAACUCUACAUUGGUAUUCCUGGAGUAAGUUACAUAUUAUUCUAUAAGUGUUGGCAAUGGGCAUUCAAACACUUGCCUUAUUCAGACUCUCUAUAAGUUCACUCGGCCCAUUAUCAUGAAUAUCUGCGAGCUCCUCGACAGAAUUGUUAAGGAGGCCGCAGACACGUUCAAAUGAAGGCUUCCUGUAUAACAAUAACUGCUCGUGCUAAUUAUUCUUAGGCACCAUCAGAAGGAACCGGAUGCGAAAAAUCAAGCUAUGGCGAAUACAUCAGUGCACAAGAUGCCGAUAGGCUCAUCAAGAAAUACCAGUCCGACUCCUCAUUCGGAGGUGUAAUGCUGUGGGAGGCAACUGUCGCUUUGAACAACGAGUGCAACUGUAAACCAUAUUAUUCGGUGAUCAAGGAUUCAUUGAAAGGCACCUCACCUCCACCGGCUUUGUCGGCUUGCCCGGUAACAUCGACUACAAUUUCUGCCACUUCAUCAACUGCGUCAUCUUCUCUACUUUCGUUAAGCACAUCGUCAAGUGUUCCAAUUACUAGCACUAUUCUAAGCUCUUCGAGUUCAAUCGAGAUUCCAACCUCAUUAAGUACAAGCGCCUCAUCAACGAGCAGCUCCGCAAUCUUCACAUCUUCUGCGAGUUCUAGCGAGAUUGCCACCCCGUCAAUCACAACCGUGUCAUCAGCCAGCAGCACCUCGCUUACUUUGACCCCAACUCUAAGCCAAACCAGCAGCUCAGUUUCAACAUUACCAAGUUUGUCAGCCUCUGGAAAUUUAACCUUGAGUUAUUCAAGUGCAACGGUAACCUCAAAUCUUCAAACUUCGAAAUCAUCGGGUGUAUCAAGCUUUGCUACGCCAAGUCUAUCUACAACAUCUACAGGUAGUUCAGCCACGCCAUCAAGCCUCUCAAUUCUUAAUUCUUGAAGCUCAAGGUCUUCUUCGAGUGCCACGAAAUCGUCCAAAUUCCCUACUUUUACUCCACCAUACGGAAAUGUAACUUGUAAGCCAACCUUCACUUCGUCACGGGCUUCAAAUCCAUCAACGGUCAUUAGGGAUGACUUUACACUAACCACUUCGUCGGGGGCUUCACAUCCAACAACGGUCAUUAUUGAUGAAUUUCCACUAACCACUUCGACCGUGUAUACCACAAAAACUGGAACGGUCACUAAACGCCCGGCUACUGUAACAAACUGUCCUCUGGGUUCCGUCACCACCGAGACCAUGUAUGUAUUCUUCCUUUUUGUUUGUAUUUCUGAGCUCUCACUCCAGUGGCUCAGAAUAUCCUCUUUCCCAUUAUCUGGAAGUUCUAAUCCAACAAGAAACUUCAUGUUAAUUCUUUUUAGUGCCUUGUAUACUACGAUCUGUCCUGUGUCCCAGGCAAACAACGGCGGCGUGCCGACCUCUAUUCCGGCUAUCUCAGCCCAAUCAGAGAACCAAGCCGGGUGCACAACUUCAACUGUUUAUACUAGCAAGAUCUACACCAUCACCGCAUGUGCUCCUGGUGUAAAUUGCGCAGGAACACCUGGGUCGGUCGUCACCGAGGUGAUCCCAUUAUACACUACCGUUUGCCCGAUUACCCAAGAUAGCAAUGGUGGAAUUCCAACAUCAGUUCCCGGUCUACCUUCAUCCCCAUCAUCCCCAUCAUCCCCCGGUGUUCCAGCUGAGUAUACAACAUCCACCAUUUACACAACGAAGUUCUCCACAGUCACGGCUUGCGCUCCAGGGGUUUUAUGUCAACAGACUCCAGGAUCCGUGCUAACAGAGGUGAUCCCACUCUCAACAACCGUUAUUCCAUUGCCACAAAGCUCCUUCACAACAUAUGUGACCAUCCAAGUCGCCUCCGCUGUUUUCACUCCAAUCGACACCCCGCUUGCACCAUACCCAACUCCUUCAAAGGGUCAAAACAAGAGCCCUUACGGAUCCGGCACGGGAACAGCAUACUCGUACCCUCUCAAACCUACAGGGACUUCAGUUCCAAGUAUCCAAGUCGUGGAGAUCAAUUCUGUUGCCCCAAGUUUCAGCAAGACUGGUGGUGGCAUUAAGGCAGUUGCACCGACUGGUACACCGAUUUCUCCAAGUGACACGCCUAGUUUGAUAUCGUCAAAUUCUGCGAGUGGGUUUGGGUCUUCGCUUGUGCUGGUUAUGGUUUCUGCUGUUCUUGUGAGUGCUUUAAUGAUGUAA
This is a messenger RNA of Hymenoscyphus albidus, 3074 nucleotides long. The record is from the annotation of a GenBank genome assembly. Lineage: Eukaryota; Fungi; Ascomycota; Leotiomycetes; Helotiales; Helotiaceae.